GCAUUCCCCUGUUCGAACGGAGACGCAGAGUCUCUCUCUCUGAAAAAUAGCCGUGAAAAGUUUACCGACAAUGCCGCUUGAUUCAUUCCUCGUUUGAGUCGUUCUUUUUUUGUUUCCCUCUCAAACCCCAUUUCUCUUCCGUCUUCCCUUUCUUUUUCCUUUGCUCCGUCAUUUUGGAUGGUGAAGAAAACCAAACGCAUUGACUUUUUACAACUUAUAAGUUUCUAGAGGUCGUUUCUUCGCUUUCCUUGAAGUUUCCAUUCUUUCAAGACAAAGACAAACACAAAAACGUGGAAAGAACAAUCCCCAACGGACAAUCCAUUUUCUUUUUUUCUUCCAAGUGUUCAGGAAGAAUCAAUGGUUUUGUGUGGAACAUGAAUUACCUGUUUGGACAUGGAAAUUUCAUUCUUUUCUCUGUUUGAAACUGAAACUACUCCAUGGAUGACCCAGAAACCAACCAUCACAUCAACAAAAGCAUUGACCUCGGCAACAAUCGACCCUUUGUUCGGAUUCAAUCCCAUGCUGAGAUUCUAUCAUUGGAGGAAAGAGCAGUGCUGGAACUUGAAGAUGAAAAACUGGCAAGUGCUGACUCAAUAACGAUGAAGAAGCAUUUCUUUAAAGAGACAACACAUUGCAGCGAUAUAAUUGACAUGAAGUGCAACAAUAAUGUGUGGAAUAGCAUCAGGAUUGUUGUCUUCUCUACCAAACUUAAUAUUCUUAUGAUUUUUGGCCCUGCAGCCAUCUUUGUCGAAAAAGCUACUGGUUAUCAUGGUCUAGUUUUUCCUUUGAGCUUGUUGGGGAUCAUACCACUGGCUGAGCGGCUUGGCUAUGCUACAGAGCAGCUGGCUUGUUUCACUGGACCCACAGUUGGUGGGCUUUUAAAUGCUACUUUUGGAAAUGCAACUGAGUUGAUCAUAUCAAUUUUUGCGUUGAGAAAUGGCAUGAUUCGUGUUGUUCAACAGUCACUACUGGGCUCGAUUUUGUCCAACAUGUUGCUAGUGCUUGGUUGUGCAUUUUUCAGUGGAGGACUUGUCAUUAUGAAGAGGGAACAAGUGUUUAAUAAGGCAGCUGCUGGAGUGAACUCUGGGUUGUUGUUGAUGUCAGUCAUGGGACUGUUAUUCCCUGCUGUCUUGCAUUCUACACGUACAGAACUGCAUUUUGGGAAGUCUGAGUUGGCUCUUUCAAGGUUCAGUAGCUGUGUCAUGCUUUUAGCAUAUGCUGCCUAUCUCUACUUUCAGUUGAAGAGCCAGAAGAAACUAUAUGCUAUGGUCAAGGACAAUGAGGGAGAGAGUGAGACUGAAAUUUCAGAGGAUGAUGAAGCCCCUGAGAUCUCCAUGUGGGAAGCAAUAGUAUGGCUAUCUAUUCUGACUGUGUGGAUUGCAGUACUCUCAGAAUAUUUGGUUGAUGCCAUAGAGGGAGCAUCUACUGCCUUGAAAAUUCCCGUAGCAUUUAUCAGUGUUAUCUUGCUGCCCAUUGUUGGAAAUGCUGCAGAGCAUGCAGGUGCUAUUAUGUUUGCCAUGAAAGAUAAACUUGACAUUUCUUUGGGAGUGGCAAUAGGCUCAUCGACACAGAUAGCCAUGUUUGGGAUUCCGUUUUGCGUCAUAAUUGCAUGGAUCAUGGGGCAGCCUUUGGACUUAAAUUUUCAACUUUUUGAGACAGCUACGCUUUUUCUUGCUGUGAUAGUGGUGGCUUUCAUGUUGCAGGAGGGAACUUCUAACUACUUUAAAGGACUCAUGCUCAUUCUUUGCUAUUUGAUAGUAGCAGCAAGUUUCUUCGUACAUACAGACAUUGAUUCAGUCGUGGACAAACCCCACAAAAAGGGAGAAUAAAGGAAGUAGUUACAUGUGGUGGACUGGCCAAAUCAACUGGUACAUUCAAUGAGAAGGAAGAUGGUUUUUCCCUGUAGAACUUAGAGUCUAAUAGAAGGUUCAAAGAUAUACCUCUGCCUAAGUAAAAGGUUUGUUUUGUCCAUGUAUAGUAAGUUAAAGAAGUCCACUUUCUAAUUUUAGGUUCAUAGAUAGUGCUGUUUGGUGCACUUCCUUGCAGAGGCAGCCAGUGGAUACUUUCUUCCUCCUUGGCCGAAGGUUGUAUUAUGGGAAAUGGUUGCAUAGAUGUUAGUUUUACAUUGUAAUUUAGAGAUUAGGAGUAGCACGUGUCAAAUUUAAGAAAAUCUGAAGAAAUACACAAUAAAACUUCAUCUAACUGA
Messenger RNA from Theobroma cacao (cacao), 2206 nucleotides. RefSeq names its product vacuolar cation/proton exchanger 3-like. Gene Ontology annotation, cellular component: plant-type vacuole membrane. The record is from RefSeq and is a predicted model, not a curated record. Gene Ontology annotation, molecular function: calcium:proton antiporter activity. NCBI's taxonomy places the organism in Eukaryota, Viridiplantae, Streptophyta, Magnoliopsida, Malvales, Malvaceae. Gene Ontology annotation, biological process: intracellular calcium ion homeostasis; calcium ion transmembrane transport.